UCAGUGUUGAAUGUGUGUGGUACAGGAUAAACAUGUUUUAUCCAAUUUAGGAGCUGAAAAAGCACCAGCCGUUUGGUAAAAGUGAUCCUCAGGCGUUAGAACAGCACAGCUUCAGAACCAGAAGGCACUGGGCAAAUUGGUUUGUAACCAGUUCCACACUGGCAGACGGAGAAUGAAGUGUGCUUUAUAUCGGGGGGGGAAGGAGAGUAAAUAGCUUCGAGAUCAAGUGUACAUAAAGCAGCAUGUUCUACUGCAGGUCAAAAAUUAAUCUUCCCAUGAACAUACUACUGAAGCGGUAGAGACAAAAAUAAGGAAGAUUUCUUCCCCCAAACCAAGGACUCAUCAUGUCAUAUCAUUACAACGAAGCCUUUGAAAAUCCAGACUACCACUUCUCAGAAACGCUUGAGAUUGACAGAGGGAGGAAUUCUCAAAAGAAUCAGUUCUCUCACCCAAACCCUUACGAUUCUUCACCGAAUGGUUCCUACAGAGAGCACAGUGGUAGAGGACAGAACUACCCUCUGGACAUACCAAUGGCCUCCAUGAGACAUGGCUCUGAAUACAGCCCAAGUUUACCAAGAGUAGGUGUCCUAAGCAGAAAUCCGUAUGGAAAUUGCCAGGACAAUCCUUCCUUUGAGCCUGAGUCAGAACUGGCAUACAGCCCACCUUCUGCCUUCUAUCCACUGGAUCACCCAUAUACCCACAGGCUUUCCAAUGCAUCUGCAGUUAGCUUUAUUCAAAGACGCAACAGAAGAUCAGCUGAUGAGAUCUUCAUGACAUCUUGCGGCCUUUCCGAAACAGAUCAAGCGUAUAAAGAAGAAGCAAAGUUAGUUGGAAAUCUUGUAAGUAUGUCCACCCAUGAAAGGAUCAAAGCAAUCCAGAAGAUGCCAGAGACCAUGAAAAAAAAGAGAGAGAUCAGGAAUAAAGUUCUUAAAGAAAUAACAAAAAAAUCAGGGAGCCGCAGAAAUCAAUUGGACUGCUGUACACAGUGUCUGAACAGAGUGGCAGUGUCAUGUCGGCGAUUUAAGAAUAGCUUGUCAGAAUAUUUUCACCUACUUCAAUUAUGGCACAAGACUCUGAAGAUCAUUGGUGGCGAGUUUGGAACCAGUGUUCUUUCUUACUUUGUUUUCUUGAAGUGGCUGCUUACUUUCAACAUCUUCCCAUUCCUCAUAAACUUCAGUUUCAUAACAAUCCCUCAGUUUUUUGCAGCAGAACCGAAUAAUCUUUCAUUCACGGGUCUGGAGCUGAUCACUGGAGCUGGUUAUUUUCAAGAAACAGUACUCUACUAUGGCUUUUACACAAAUGCUACAAUCAGUAAGACAGAAAAUGGUGCAUCUUACAACAUGCAGCUGGCCUAUAUUUUCACUGUUGGAAUUUACUUUGUCAUCUGUUUGUUUAGCUUGGUGUUCAGCAUGGCAAAAUCCUUCCGCAAGAACUUCAUUGACCCUCAGGCAUACCCUGGAAAUGCUAUCAAACUUGUCUGCACUUGGGAUUUCAAUAUAACUAACGAAAAAGCUGUGAAGCUGAGGCAAAAGAAUCUCAGCACACAAAUAAAGGAAGCCCUCUUUGAAGUAAGCCAAGAAGUUCUGAAUUUCUCUCUUAAGGAGAGAGUUGUUCGUAUUAUUAUUCAUCUUGCUUCUUGGGUUGCUUCCUUUGGAACCACAGUAGCUGCUUGUGCCGGUGUUUACUUCCUCUCCAUUAAUAAUCUAAAGCUGUUCAUGAAAGAGCAUAAAAAUGACCUGGAGAGCCAAGCUGCUAUGUUGGUGCUACCCGUUGUUGCAUCUCUCCUCAAUUCAUUCAUCCCGUUCUUCUACUCGUGGCUUGGACUCCUGGAGAAAUUUCAGAAUCCCAGACACCAGAUAUAUGUCACUAUUACCAGAAAUAUCAUCCUGAAGAUAUCAAUUGUUGGAAUACUGUGCUACUACUGGCUUUACAUUGUGGCUGCAUCAGAGUCACAGUGCUGGGAAACUCUGGUUGGUCAAGAUAUCUAUCGUCUUGUUCUGGUUGACUUCAUAUUUUGUCUGCUUGGCUGUUUCUUUGGAGAAUUUGUACGAAGAAUUAUUGGAACUACAGUCUGUGUAAGCCUGGGGGUGCCGGAAUUUGAUAUUGCACGAAAUGUUUUAGAUUUGAUCUAUGCACAGACUUUGACCUGGAUUGGUAUCUUCUUCUCGCCUCUGCUGCCUGGUAUCCAGAUGAUAUCGUUUUCUAUAGUAUUUUUUGUGAAAAAGGUCAGUCUGAUGAUGAAUUGUCAACCCCCCCACAAGGUCUGGAGAGCUGCUCAAAUGACAACACUCUUCAUCUUCCUGCUGUUCUUCCCGUCCCUCGUUGGAGUCCUGUCUGUCAUUGCAGUCACUGUCUGGAGGUUAAAACCUUCAAAAGAAUGUGGUCCUUUCAGGGGGUUAUCUUCGAUGUAUGCUGCAAUCUCCGAAUGGAUAGAAAUACUGAAAAAUUACCCUGGCUCAAAGUGGAUAGUGUGGAUCUACCAAAACUUACUUCGAAGUGAACUGUUCUUCUUCAUCCUGUCUACCUUUCUCCUAAUUAUUACAUAUCUUUACUGGCAAAUAACAGAAGGAAGAAAGACCAUGGUCAAGCUCUUAUGUAAGCAAAUUGUUAAUGAAGGAAAAGAUAAAAUGUUUUUACUUGAAAAACUACGGGCACUACAAGCGACAACACAAAACCUAUUUUCACCAAGAGGACAAGACCAGCAGAGAAGCUCUGCUUCAUACCGCUCAUCUACACGACCUGUGCAGCACAUGCCAAACUACCUAGAAAGGACAUUUGACAGAAAUCAAAAUGCAUCCUACGAUGAGUUUUCCUAUUCUCCUGAGAUCUUGGAGGGGAUUGGCCUUCCACUGGAUGCAGAGACAUCCCUGCCAAGUAGCAGGACAGGGGUGUCAGAAGCACUGGAACUUGCUCUGCGUGCCAGACAACAAGCUGAAGAAGAUGAAGAUGAUGACAAGGAUUUUUGACUGUGGUUGCACAGAAUGAGCAAUGAAUGUUAAUAGUCACUGACUGACGUUCUGCAGAAAGUAAUACGGUUUUGCACUAAUGUCUGAAAGAACCAUUAAAAUAUUUUUGGAGUAUUUUUUCCCAAAUGGAAUAAAAAUUCAAAAAAUGGAUUGCAAAAUGCACCCUAAUUGCAGUUUAUUAUAUGACAGGGAAUGUACUGCAUGUUUGGUUUGGAAGUAGUGCGAUUCUGGUGAUGAUAAGCCUUCACCCAGGACUGAUUUGCAUCAGUACAAUAGAAGUCAUUUGUUGUUGACUAAACAUAGGGAUACUUGUGCCUAAUUGUAAAUAAAACUUUGGUCUGAAAGUCUUGAGAUAUAUAUAUAUAUAAAAUAUAUAUAAUUAUUAAUUAUAUUGUUCAAACUGUUUUUAUCUGAUCUAACCAAAAAAUGGAGUAUUGGUCAAAUAAAGAUAGAGGAAAAUUAAA
Molecule: messenger RNA, 3430 nt
Organism: Dromaius novaehollandiae (emu)
Lineage: Eukaryota; Metazoa; Chordata; Aves; Casuariiformes; Dromaiidae
Gene: TMC5
Product: transmembrane channel like 5
Exons: 24
Coding region: 345-2966 (873 amino acids)
Cellular component (GO): plasma membrane
Molecular function (GO): mechanosensitive monoatomic ion channel activity
Source: RefSeq, a predicted model, not a curated record